UCGUUUGACUUUGAAUUUGAACUUGAAAGCAUUUACAAUAAUUAAUAUUUACAUUAUUUGACUAAAAGUAUGGAAAAUACCAAAAAAACUGCAACAAAAAGAAAGUUGCAAGUAAUAGAAACGGAAGGCGUUCCUAAAAAAACAAGAGUUAAAAAGACUAAAGAUUCUGAAAAAUCUGUAACUGAAAAACAAAUAAACAAAAAAGUUAAUAAAGUUUUGAAAAAGAAAACAACAGAUGAUGAAAGUUGUGAAGACACUGUACCAGCUUUUCAGAUAAAUUUAACAAAUAAAAAUUGGGAUGAAGCAAAGAUUUUAUCUUUUGAAGAAAAAGUUCCUCAAGAGUUAGCUGAAAGGUUUAUUACGUUACUUAACGAAGGAUGCACCUUACCGUUCAUAGCAAGAUAUCGUAAAAAUGUUGUUGAUUAUUUAAAACCUGAUCGCCUUCAAGAACUAUUUGAAAGUUAUCAGAAGGUUAUACAGUUUACAAAGAAAGUGAAAUCUGUGAUAGAGACAUUAAAGAAGUCAAAAAAGCUGACUCCUCAAAUAGAACAGAGUAUAUUAAAUGCCCGUAACUUAUCUGAACUUGAUUUGUUGUACGCACCACUCAAAUCUAACUCAUUAUCAUUAGCUGAAAGAGCUAGGUCACUUGGUAUUGAACCAUAUGCAGUUAAAGCUUUAAAUGGAGAAAAUAUUGUGUUACAUAAUCUAUGUAAUGGUGAAGAGGAAUUGUCAACGGCUGAUAAAGUGGAAUCUCAUAUAACACACAUAGUUGCAGAUAUUAUUUACAAAGACUCGAGGGUUCUGACAGAGAUGAGAAGUUUAAAGGAACAAACAAGAUUCAUAGUACAGAGUAGUCAAACGAAAAGUUCAACAAAAGAAAAAAAAGAUGAAAAUAAAAAAUAUGACAGUAAAUCAGAUCCAGAAACAUAUAAGAUAUAUUUUGAUUGGAAAUGUCCGGUUCAGUUUGUUAAAUCUUACCAAAUAUUAGCCGUUAAUAGAGGGGAGGAUGAAAAAAUUCUUUCCGUCAAAAUAGUGAUUCCUGAUUGGUUUUAUAAUAGACUUGAAAGGUACUGUCUAACACUGUGGAACAGUAAACACUGGGUUAAGAAAGGUUUGAUUGAUGCUUACAAUCGCCUUAUAAAACCUUGGCUCUCUCGACAAGUGAGAUCAGAACUAACAGCUGCGGCACAAAAAGAGGCUGUCAAAACAUUUACUGCCAAUUUAGAGAAGUAUUUGUUAACUGAACCAAUAAAAAAUAGAACAAUAGUAGGCUUGGAUCCAGGGUUUAAAGCUGGGUGUAAGGUUGGAAUUAUAAAUGCUAAUGGUGAAAAGUUAGAUGCUUGUACCAUUCAUCCUGAUUUACGACGUUACAAUGUAAAUGAUCACGCAGCAAAACAAUUAGAAGAAAUCAUAACUAAACAUAGAGUUGAUCUAAUCGGUUUGGGAAAUGGCACUGCUUGCCGAGAAACUGAAACAUGGUUAAAAGAACAUGGGAUAUCUGAGAACAUUCCAGUAAUCAUAGUACCUGAACAAGGAGCUUCCAUUUAUUCUAUCAGCAAAGAAGCCCAAAAGGAACAUCCAAACAUGGAUCCCAAUCUGAUAUCAGCGUUAUCUAUAGCCCGAAGAGUAUUGGAUCCAUUGGGUGAAUUGAUUAAAGUAGAUCCUAAAAACUUGGGAGUAGGACUUUACCAACAUGAUAUUCCACCGAAGAUGUUGGAGACAGCAUUGGAUGCUACAGUUGAGAAAGUUGUCAGUUUAGUUGGUGUGGAUAUUAACACAGCGUCGCAAGCUAUGUUAAGACGUAUUUCAGGUUUAAAUGAAGGCAGAGCUAAGAAGAUGAUAGCAUAUAGACAGGAGAAAGGCGGCUUCAGUACACGAGCGGAGAUACUGAAAGUGAGCGGCAUAGGCAAGAUCACGUACCAGCAAUGCGCGGGAUUCCUCAAAGUGCUGACUGGUUCUGAACCUUUAGACGCAACAAUCAUACAUCCUGAGAGCUACGGUAUAGCUAAGCUAUUUGCCAAGAAAAUUAAUGUCAAUAUAAAAGAGCUAAGUCGACCACAUUUUCCUGAAUCAGUUGAACGUAAGACUGCAAAUAUAGAUCUGAUCGCAACCAGCAAAGAUCUAGAUACAGAUGUGUCUACUUUAGAACUGAUAAUAAGUGCAUUCAAACAAAAACCUUAUGAAGAUAAUGUUAUAAGUUUCUGUCGACCUGUUUAUUCUGUAACUAUACAGACGACGGAGCAAAUCGCUAAUGGGACAACUUUGACAGGUGUGGUCCGUAACGUGGUUCCUUUUGGUUGCUUCGUGGACUGCGGCGUUGGUGACAACGGUUUGAUACAUAGAAGCAAUUUAGGCGGAAAUCAAACACCAAAACUAGGUGAUAGGGUAUCUGUCACUGUUAUAGGCACACCAAAACCAAAAAAAUUACAACUCAAACUUGACAAGAUACUUAAUUGAAUUUAAUC
This is a messenger RNA of Papilio xuthus (Asian swallowtail), 2465 nucleotides long. Its product is annotated as S1 RNA-binding domain-containing protein 1. NCBI's taxonomy places the organism in Eukaryota, Metazoa, Arthropoda, Insecta, Lepidoptera, Papilionidae. The transcript has 12 exons. The record is from RefSeq and is a predicted model, not a curated record. Gene Ontology annotation, biological process: nucleobase-containing compound metabolic process; translation. Bases 70 to 2457 code for a protein of 795 amino acids. Gene Ontology annotation, molecular function: structural constituent of ribosome; mRNA binding.